GGGUCAUUGCCCACCCCAAAAGGCCUGUUAUUAAACUGGCAAUGUCAAGUACACGUCAGAUUUGCUUUCCUGGCGUGCUUGUGGAGGACAGAAGGGCAGGCGCGGCACUGACUGCUGGCGGCAGGAGCGUGGUCCAGGGCUUCCCUCGCCCAAGUGGGCAGCAGCAGGGAGCGGGGGUCAGAGCCCCUCCUCCGUACCGCGAUGGCUGUGGCAGAUGCAGUUCCAAGAGGCGCCUGGGGGUGGCGCGCCUUCGCUGUAGGGCUGCUUAAGCAAGGCCGCGGGUGGACAGAAGCAUGUCUGUGUGUGUGUGUGUGCGUGUGUGUCACCAUCUAAGAGGGAGAUCCCCCAGCCACACUCACAGAUAACCCAGCUCAUACUCUGAAAGGUCAUCAGACACCAGGGCUCCAUCUUGACAGUACCACGUGCUAGUUGUCAUCUUUUUAAUACUCUGAGAGAAAGCUGGAAGCUGGAGGGGUGCAUGGACUCCGGGAUCGCUAUCGGGGUGUGUGGAGAGACCCCGGAACCCCUCAUCCAGCCCCCACUUCCCCGGGCAGGCCAGGGCUCUUUCCCGUCUCCCGCUGUCUUGAUCUAAUGUCCUGUGCGCUUUCUCGGCCGUAAGACAUACACUCGUUAGCGGGAGGUUAGUGCUCUCUGCUCCUGUCCUCACUCCUCCGCGAGAUUUUCAUUCUGCAUCACGGGGUUCCUGGUCCCUCUCACUCAUCAAACACAAGCCUCUGCUCCUAAUUCCAGGCCCUUCGUAGCACUGUGUUGCGCGAGUGUGGGAUGCCCCCCACAAAGGGCUCGCGUGUGAUGUGGAGCCCAGCCCCGUGCUCCCUGUCACCUGAGCAGAUGUCUGGGCCUCUCUGAGCUGGUCUCGGGGACAGCUGUGGUGACAGGGUUUGCCCGAGCGUGUCACCCCUCGGCCCAGCACCUGGUGCGUGUGCGGCGUGCCUCAGAAACGUGAGCUCUCGUUGUUCCCAGCCUUUUGCUGAGGUUAAUAGCACUCUUCCAGUUGGAAUUUUUACUGAGAAAGUUGUAGGGUCACAGGCGGUUGUAAGUAAUGACUCAGAGAGGUCCCUGUACCCCCGCCCCAGCUUCCCCAGUGCCAGCAGUUUGCCAUAGUGCAGCCAGUCUCCCGGCCAUGGUGUUGACAUUGAUGCAAGCGUCCUUCUUACUCACAUGUGUCCUGCUUCACUUGUCCCUACGUGCACGUGCAUCUUGUUCUGUGCCAACUCACCACCCCGGACAGGCUCCUGCAUCCACCACCACCGCUGGGACUCUGGGUGUUUCCAGCACUGACCUACCUCCUGCCAUGCACUCCUGUCUGCUGCACGUGAGGGGCUCCGUCACUGGCCUCCCCGCGGCCCAGGCGGCACUGAUGCCCAUUCUUGGGGUGUCCGUCUAGGUGGCCUGUCUCAGGACGGCCCAGUUGGCCAUGUGGCCUCGGGACGAGCCCUGUGGGGCCGGGGGAGCCCUUGGAGCUGCAGGAGCACUGGACGGUCCUCUUCCCAAUGUGCCUCCCUGGUUUUUCUCUCUUUACAUGCUGAACACGUGUUUACGGUGGGGAUCCCGUGGCAGGAAGACAGUUGCAAGCAUUUCCUCUUACUUUGAGCUUAGGACCCUGCGCGGCACGUUGUGUAGGUCGUUUCCUCCGUCUCCACGUGUCAGGGGAAGGCCUGGGGCGCAGAACUGGGAACAGGGACUGGAAAUCAGUGUGUGGUUGGUCGAAGCCGUGUGGCUUAACUGGUGUGCAUGUAGGACGCGGGCGGGCCCUGCCCUACUCACUACACUUGCAGCAGCUUCCUGUUAACAUCACUGGGUCUGUCCUUCCAGGCUCUUCUCUGUCCACAGGCUUUUACCUGGGGUGUGUGUGUGUGUGUGUGUGUGUGUGUGUGUGUGUGUGUGUUCUGUUGCUUAGGUAAAUGUUCAGAAGUUUCCCAAGUUCCAGCGAGUACCCCCCGGCUCCUGUCCCUGCCUCCCGUCUGCCGCAGAACCAGCCUGCGUCACUGGCCCAUGUCACCAGGGUGGCCCGAGUCUUGGCAUCGUCAGGGUGCAUUGGUUGAGCGGGCGCACUUGGAGCGUGCUUACUGCAGCCCACGGCCUCGUCUUAAGGAUUCCCGGAGAGCAGUGUGGGGUGCCACGUAAGAGCUUGGUCACCUGCCAGACACCGUCCAAUAUUUCGGGCACGGUGGUGCGGCACAUGGGGGCCUGUGACUCACGCACCCCCUCUCGCCCAGACCCCUUUGUGUGUUAACCGCCUUCUGACAAGGAAGUGUGCCCAGUGUGAUUCAGGUAGCGGAUGUCCUCGUGUGGUUUCUGAGGUCAGAUUCUGAAAAGCCAGCAUUUUCCUUCCAAGUAGCCCCUGAAAUGAAAGCAGCUCAUCCAUUUUUAGAGAAGAAAAAGACAUCCUGUGGUUCAGGCUGAGCUUUUGGCCUGUUGACUGGGUUUAAUGAAGGGGCACAUGAGCAUCUGGGCUGCCAAUGAACGGAGGGAGGGGGAUGGCAGGCCUGGGGCUCCCCCUCGAGUGAACUGUGCACGCGCACACACAUGCACAUGCCUCUCGGGCCACUCUCACUCUCUACCUGCAGACCUACCGCGAGCACCUGGAAGGGCAGAAGCACAAAAAGAAAGAGGCGGCCCAGAAGACGGGCACCCAGGCCAGCGGCGGCCCAGGCGGGGUGCAGGCGCGGCUGUGCUGCGGGCUCUGUGCCGUGUGGUGCACGGGGGCGGACGCCUACGCCGCUCACAUCCGGGGCGCCAGGCAUCAGAAGGUAGGAGCUCUCACGGCCCGACAGCGUUGAGGAGGCCGCUGCCGGCGACAGGAAGUUUUUCCUGUGGGGCCCACGCGGUUGCAUUCCUCAGAACAACAGUCUCACCCGCCCCCUGGACCAAGGUCUUGAAGCUGCACACUAAGUUGGGGAAGCCCAUCCCUACCAUAGAACCAGUGCCAGGGGACCCCAGCUCAGCCCAGGCCCCCUGUGCCAGCAAGCCGGCCCCUCUCGCCGCAGAGAGUCCCCCCACGGCCUCCAACAAGCCCACAGCCUCUGCCGGCCCCGGCGUGGGCACUCUGAGCAAGCCAGCACUGGCCAGGAGACCGGCGGCUUUGAAAGCCACGAGUGUGGGGCCUUCCAAGCUACAGGCAGCGGGCAGCAGGCCCCCAGAGGGCAGACAGGUACACCACCCCGCACCAGACAGGCCCGGAGAUCCGCCUGCCCGAGGAGGCUCCACAGAAGCUUCUGGAAGCUGUGAUGCGCAGCCAGUGGGCCCAGGCUACGUGGAAGAGGUACGCAACGAGGAAGGCAAGGUGGUCCGGUUCCACUGCAGGCUGUGCGAGUGCAGUUUCGGCGACGCCACAGCCAGGGACAUGCACGUGCGGGGGCGGCGGCACCGGCUGCAGUACAAGAAAAAAGUGAACCCCGACCUUCCGAUUGCGGUGAAGCCCAGCCACAGAGCUCGGAAGCUGCUGGAGGCCAGGCUGAGGAAGCAGAGGCAGCUGGCCAAGAGGCGGCUUGAGGAGAUGCGGCGCUGGCACGCGGGGAUGAGGCGCGACGAGCUCCGUAGGAGGUGCCCGGAAGAGGGGUCCCAGGCCCCGGAUGAGCACCCCGCACCCUCGCCACCUGACCAACACUCUCCUUUCCUCACAAGCAGGCCGGGGGCGCCUGCUGGCUCACCUCCGUCUGCGCGGCGGCUGGAGUCCAGUGAUGACCGGCACAUCUUGUGUAAGCACGCUGCCAUCUACCCCACGGAGGAGGAGCUCCUGGCCGUGCAGAAGGCUGUCUCCCACUCGGAGCGCGCCCUCAAGCUGGUGUCUGACAUGCUGGCCGAGGAGAACUCCGGGAGCCCAGAGCACGUGGGCGGUGAGCACAGCAGCGGCUCCCCCCCAGCUCGGGUCCUGAAGGGCGUGAUGCGGGUUGGCCUCCUGGCGAAGGGCCUGCUCCUGCGCGGAGACAGGACGGUGCAGCUGACCCUGCUCUGCUCGCAGAAGCCCACGCGCGCCCUGCUGCGGACCAUCUCGGAGCAGCUGCCCCGGCAGCUCCCGAUGGUGACAGAAGACAAGUACGAGGUCUCCUCCGACUCCGAAGACAUCAUCAUUUCCUCCUGCGAGGAGCCCAGGGUGAGGGUCACUGUGUCCAUCACCUCGCCCCUGAUGCGGGAGGACCCUUCCAUGGACCAAGAGGGAAUGCAGGUGCCUCUGUCCGACCCAGGCGACGUCCUGAGCCCAGAGAAGUGCGUCCAGUCACUGGCUGCCCUCCGCCACGCCAAGUGGUUCCAGGCUCGAGCCAGCGGCCUACAGACAUGUGUGAUUGUCCUCAGGGUCCUGCGUGACCUCUGCCAGCGUGUGCCUGCCUGGGGAUCCCUGCCGCACUGGGCCAUGGAGCUGCUGGCGGAGAAGGCUCUGAGCAGUGCGAUGGGGCCCCUCAGCCCUGGGGACGGCAUGAGGCGUGUCCUGGAGUGUGUGGCCUCGGGGACACUCCUGACAGAUGGGCCCGGGCUCCAGGAUCCCUGCGAGAGAGACCAGAGGGACGUCCUCGGGUCCAUGACCCCCCAGCAGCGCGAGGACAUCACGGCCAAUGCCCAGCCGUCUUCCCACCAGCAGAGGACCCCAGAGCAAGCCGGUGGUGGGCAGGCAGACACAAGACCAAGUGAGACCAGGCGCCGGAGAAGCAUCCUUAGACCUCAGGCUGCAGGAUGCUGGCAGGCGAGCCCCGUUGCUAGGAGACGGCGAUGUCCAAAAAUGGAACUUCUCGAUCAAAGGGCAUCUGACACUUCCGUGUGCAAGAUUACAUUCCAUCAGAGCUGUCAGUCUCCCUCUUGUUGUAAACAAAGGAGCCCCAUUCUCCGCCCCCAAGUCAGGUCUGUGUCUUCUCAUUUCCAAAAUAGUUUUCUUCACAGGGACAGAAGUGUAGCAGUUCGGUUUCCUUCCAUGAUGCCUUAGAUCACACUACCGUCCUUUCAUUUUCUCAAUCACUCACGAUGUGUUUAUGGGACACCUGUCAUGCACCAUCGGCCGUCACCCACGUGGCUUCCACGCGUCUACCACCGAGAGUGUGGAAAUGUAUUCGGUAUUCAAUGAGCAAGCACUCAGCGUCUUCCUUGGGGGGGCCCAAAGACGAACCAGAAGCUGUCAUUUCAUGCAUGAGGGUGACUCCAGGCUCUAGUCUCAGCAUGGCCCUUGCACAUAUUAGCUGUGGGGGUGUCAGGACCCCUCACUUCACCUCCCUGAGCCUCUAUAAAGCUGAAUCGAAACUAGUAGCACCAACCUUGC
Messenger RNA from Ailuropoda melanoleuca (giant panda), 5266 nucleotides. RefSeq names its product zinc finger RNA binding protein 2 (gene ZFR2). The record is from RefSeq and is a predicted model, not a curated record. The coding region runs from base 2450 to 4936 and encodes 828 amino acids. Gene Ontology annotation, molecular function: single-stranded RNA binding; zinc ion binding; double-stranded RNA binding. Gene Ontology annotation, cellular component: precatalytic spliceosome. The transcript is spliced from 15 exons. NCBI's taxonomy places the organism in Eukaryota, Metazoa, Chordata, Mammalia, Carnivora, Ursidae.